CUUUUUCUCCAACAAAAUCAAUGCAUUGAAGAUCGGGAAUAAUUCUUCUCUGGGAAUAAUUUCAUGAUCAUUUUGAGACGAAAUCUGAACAGAACAGGAAAAACGGAGAAAAUAUGUCCAUUGCUAAAUUAUUUGUAAAAGUUUUCAAUGAGAACAUAUUUGAGGACCGGGUAGAAUCAGUAAGUUCUAAAGAACAUGGGCCUGCCGCCAUUAGUUCGGUGCAAACGGGUAAAUCAAGCUUAAAACCGAGCCUGACCUUGUCAGAUCCAUUAACGUUUUGUAGACAAAUGGUGUUGGUCAAGUCAUGGCUUAAAGAUAAACUUGAUGCUAUCGAAUCAAAUUGCAAGGAGGCCACUCUGCAGCAACAAUGUGAUAUGCGGUCAAGGCUUGGACCAGAAUUGGUAAUAUUCGAUAUUGAUUAUUCUUCGACGGUGCGUAUAGCUAGCGAUAGGCUAUCAGUGCGGUCGCAGGGUAGUUUCAACACAAUCAAAGCUAAUGUUUGCGUGUACGGCGGCCGCUGGAUGUAUGAGAUACAACUGCACAGCAAGGGUGUUAUGCAAAUUGGUUGGUGUUCCAACAAAUGCCUGUUCAACGAGAAUAGCGGUGUAGGCGAUUCCAAACUAAGCUAUGGUUUUGAUGGCAGUAAACAACAAAGCUGGCAUAUAUCCACCAACAAGUAUGGCGAGAAGUGGCAAAUUGGCGAUAUUAUUGGCGUUGCUAUAGACGUGGACAAAGAGGAAGUUAGCUUUUACCGCAACGGCAAAUCGUUGGGUGUAGCUUUUCAGAGAUUAGAAAAAGGACCUGGUAUUACUUUCUUUCCUGGUAUAUCUUUGGGCUAUAAUCAGGGAGUACAAGCCAAUUUUGGGAAUGCCCCCUUCAAAUAUCCCGUAGAAGGAUUUAGGCCUUUAAUGGCCAAGCCAAUAGCUGAUUUGCAGAAAGCCGAUUUAUUAAUGAAUUAUAUGGUUAACCUAGCUACCAUAGUAUCUCGUUAUAAUAUCAAUCAUGAUAAGAAGGCUGGCGAGGACAAGUUGUCUACGAAGAAAACGGUUUAUAUCGUCUUUUGCACGUUGCUAAUAGAAAAAUUGCUACCGAUCCUAUUUAAUCAGUACAUAAUCGAGGAAAAAGUAUUACUGUAUAUAAAAACGUUAAACAAUAUUAAAAAUGAUUCGGACUCAGUUCAACCGGGUCAUGCGGAUAGUGUUUUGGGCUGCUUGCUUGAUAUGUUUUGGAACUAUCUUGAAGCAGAGGAAAUGAAAUUUAUUCUCAAGAAAUUAGCCAAUGCCUUGCUUAGCAGCUACAGUCAUACUCAUAAACAAUUGGAUUAUGAGCGUCAGCGUCAAUCAUUGCAAGUGUUGGUAGCUCUAUGCAAUCAUACAAAGACUAGAAAAACCUAUCUGGAAUUCAAAUUUUUUAAAAAGCAUUUUUUGGCUUUGCUGAUGUGUAUAAGACCACCUGAGUUCGCCUAUAUGCAAGAAUUGAUACCAAAUCAUUUAGCUUGGACUGACGGCAUAGGUGGUCCAAAAAGCAGAUAUAUGGGCGCCGUUGAGAAAAUUUGCAAAUCGACGGAAUACUUGUAUAUUCUUCAAAAAACCCUUCUACUUACUUUACUUAACAAUACGGACGCGGAUAGUCGUUCACCUUCAAGUCGAAAACUUUUUUUAGCUAAGGCUCGGAGAUAUAUUAUGGAUCUUAGCAUGGAACAAAGGCCUUUUCACAGCUUUUUUUUUAUGCAGUCUAGCAUUUUACAUCCAAUUGAAAAUCCAGUCGCCUUAGCAUUUAUUUGCAUUUUAGUGGAUGUCACUAAGACAUUGUUUGAAAAGGAAUUGCCUGGCGUAGAAGUGCAAAUUCCAUCAAAGUACUUCUAUGAUGGAAGCUUGGAAUAUCAGCAUUAUGAUCGCGUCGGUGGCGUAUUAUCGCAUCUGCGCAAAGUGCAUCAUAACGAUAUCGUACAGCAGCUAGGUACUGAAAGAACUCAAGAAUUAUUAGAUGAUGAUCGUGUCGUAGUUCGAGUAGCUGAACUUGGCCCUUUUGUAUCCGUAGCCGCUGACACGCUUAAUAACAUAUCAAUAGUGGGACGGCCGGGAGGAGCCACUACGACUACAUUUACCACGUUUCUUAACCCACGUGUAACACAAGUUUUCGAGGUAACACCCGGCAAUUGUGGCACGGAGGUCUCUCUAUGUGAACUUCUGGAUUUAUGUGUCCUCUACUAUUAUGCGGUUGGUCAUAAAUAUAUUGUCAAGAUUGCUUCAGUACGCGAUGAAAUAGCUGCGUUAAACGAUGCUCUCAGUGAAACAAAAUAUUAUCGCGAAACCGUUGCCAAAAAAUUGCAAAUGAUAGAAGAUCAUAAUGGUUGCUGUGUGAUUGAUUAUUCUCAAGUUAUGUCCGAACUGAAAUCAAAAUUCGCAAUCAGAGAAAAUGUAUUUGCUCAACGUUCGAUUGAGUUAAGCCGGAAGCAGGCUUGGUUUCGAAGUGUAGCCUUAGGUGCAAAACGUCGUGCAAUAUUAAUUUGGUUUUUAGAAAAAACCUUACGAACCUUAAAUAUGUCUUCACAAACCGGCGUAUUGUUUGCUUUCGUGCCCGAAGUCUACAUUAACAUUUUACCUAUACUUCUGGAUACAGUGAUGGAUUUCAGCAAUCAUGACCUACUUUUUCAAUUUGAAGUCAGCGAUUCGGAAUGUGUCCUCAAUAUGAUUGCAGAUUUCUUAAGCGUACACUCAGCAGACCCGCGUAUCAUAUUGGCUUCCUGCAAAGAUUCAUUGUUGCAAGCUUUGGGCACACUAACUUGUCAUAAACCUGGUAUAAAGGCCUUAGAGAAGUCUCCUAGGAAAAGUCAAGUCUCUUUGGUUAAGGCUUUAUUGCGCCCUUACGAAAAUCGUGCCUGGGGUCAAAGCAAUUGGCUGCUGCUGCGCUUCUGGCUAGGCGAGGGCUUCGCCUAUAAAGACGCUCGUCAACCUUGUGUAUGGCAAGGUGGUAACGUUCCUUUUCAAUUGGGCUUGUGUCGCAGCCGUUCCAAAAACGAAUCACAUACAGGCCUACUGCAUAAUAUAGCGCCACCAAAUCCUUCCAAAUAUUUUCAAAAAUUAAUAGGGGAAAAACUAGCGGAAGAUGAACCGUUUGCUACUACAUUUUUGAAUUCAGUUUUAAGUCAAUUGAAUUGGGCUUUUUCCGAGUUCAUAUUGUUGCUGCAGGAGAUACAAAAUACCGCGCUGCGUCAAGAGAACACGGUAUUCGAACCGAAACAAUUGAAAAUUUGUUCCAUGUGCUUCGAAUUAACAGUUUCUUUAAUGCGUUGUCUGGAAAUGAUUAUAACUAUAGCGCCGGAAAUAUUUCAUGAUGCUGCCCGGCCAAAUAGUGAUUUGAUAUUGACUCGUGUUUGCCAAUUAAUAAGUCAAGUAUUAUCACGUGUUACAGUACCACCCGGUUGCUUUCAGUUUGUUGUCGAUAUGUGUUCCGCCGAUCUCAAUGCAGUCACACACUUUCCCAUAAUAGCUGCUGCGCUAGGUAUAUUAUUAGCUUUAUUGCGUCCAGAAAUGGAAAAUGAUAAGAAUCCCUCGAAGGUUACCCGCAUAACACGUGCCUUAUUAACGGAUCCCAGCUUUCAAUUCGCCAAUUUGGAAUUCGCUUUAGGCGAAAUCAAAACGCCUAUUCUACAGCAAAGUGAAAUACCCCGCGGCAAUUUCGAUCCAUCUACUCGGGCCCAUAUAGAUCCUUUAACUAAUGAUGUCAGAGUACCACAACCUACUUCCAGUAAAAGAAUACGUGCCGAUCCUCCCAUUAUUAAAUUCACGCUAAGCGAUUUCCCCACUCAUGUUUCCAAUGAGGAAAUCGAAGAAGUGCGUCGCCUUAUUGAGAUGUUGAAAGUGAAACAAUCGUUACUAUCCGACAUUACAUUACCAUCUGAGGAUUCAUUGUGCCCGAUUUGUUGUGCAAAGCCGAUUGCUGUAAUGUUUACACCAUGCAAACAUCAAUCGUGCAGUAAUUGCAUUUUGCAACAUUUAAUGAAUUCGAAAGUUUGCUUUUAUUGCAAAACUUUAAUUAAAACAAUCGAAACGCCCGAUGGAACGGUAAUAUAUCAAAAUACCGAUUAUCUACAAGCACCAAGUAUAUUUGAAGUGUAAACGAUAACCUUAUACGGUCCAUUAUCUUAUACACUUUUUUACACUUUUUACACUUGCAAUUCAAUCCACCCACCCGUA
Molecule: messenger RNA, 4199 nt
Organism: Glossina fuscipes
Lineage: Eukaryota; Metazoa; Arthropoda; Insecta; Diptera; Glossinidae
Gene: Kpc1
Product: E3 ubiquitin-protein ligase RNF123
Exons: 17
Coding region: 114-4121 (1335 amino acids)
Cellular component (GO): cytoplasm
Molecular function (GO): ubiquitin-protein transferase activity; protein binding
Source: RefSeq, a predicted model, not a curated record